AUGCCAGCAGUAAAAUCGAGAAAUAAAACGCCUUGCCCCUUACUGCUCAAAGCUGAACCACUGACUGAAGACACAGUGCGUGGUGGUACCGAGCUUGUAGGCGUAGUUGCAGUUGCUAAUGCGCCAGUUGCCCCAGUCAAGGAGUCCUCAGAAGUGGGCAGCCCUAUGGAGGUAGGCGAAGAUUCCGUUGCUGGACUAAGCGUGGGUAGACUGAUGGCUGCUAUCGUCGACUUGUUGCUGGGCUAUAUGAGACAUUCAAAUAUGAAGUGA
Molecule: messenger RNA, 270 nt
Organism: Protopolystoma xenopodis
Lineage: Eukaryota; Metazoa; Platyhelminthes; Monogenea; Polystomatidea; Polystomatidae
Source: the annotation of a GenBank genome assembly